AAGCUAGCUUCUUUCCUUUCAUUCUCCUUUCACAUUCCUCCUCCAUUACCUUGAAAAGAACUCAACUCCACGAGAGCUAGCUGAGGAAGGGAGAUAGAUCUUUGAUGGGGGGAGUUCAUCAGAUCAACACCAUCGCACUCUACAUCACAAUCUGCUGCCUAGCUUUCAUCCUCUCCAAGAUCACCAUCGCAGUCCUCCUCUACAAAAGAUGGAGAAACAAGCAGCACCACUCUGUUCAUCAAGACCCCCAUUUGGCAGGUGGGAAGGUGGUAAUGUUCAAGUCAGGGACAAUGCAGUCCCCAGAGGUAACCCCACAAGUGGUCCUGAAAAAAACCAUGAAGUUAACUAACAAGGACAUGAUCGGGUCCGGUGGCUAUGGAACCGUCUACAAGCUGUCCAUAACCGAGUCCAUUUCCUUCGCGGUCAAGCGGCUCAGCAGAGGGAGCCCCGACAGGGACCGGACCUUCGAGAGGGAGCUCGAGGCAAUGGGAGAUAUCAAGCACAGAAACAUUGUCACCCUCCAUGGCUACUACUCUGCCUCUCACUACAACUUGCUCAUCUACGAGCUCAUGCCCAAUGGGAGCCUGGAUGGACUUCUGCACCACCCAAAGGAGGGGGGAGAAGAAGAAGAGUUGCAGAGGGUUGUGCUGGAUUGGGAUUCCAGGUACAGGAUUGCAGUUGGUGCAGCGAGAGGGAUAUCGUAUCUUCACCAUGAUUGCAUCCCUCACAUAAUUCACAGGGACAUCAAGUCUAGUAACAUACUUCUGGACCAGAAUAUGGAAGCCCGGGUCUCGGAUUUCGGGUUGGCUACUUUGAUGGAGCCUGACAAAACCCAUGUCUCCACUUUUGUUGCUGGAACUUUUGGCUACUUGCCUCCAGAAUACUUCGACACAGGCAAGGCAACUGCGAAGGGGGAUGUAUACAGCUUUGGGGUUGUUCUGCUUGAACUUCUAACUGGAAGGAAGCCAACGGAUGAAGCCUUCUAUGAGGAAGGCACCAGGCUAGUGACUUGGGUGAAGGGAGUAGUUGAAGACAAGAGAGGAGAGUAUGUAAUUGACAGCAGCUUGAAGUGCAGCUCCUGUCAUAAUAUGGACGAGAUCAAUGGCAUGUUCGAAGUUGCAUUCGCAUGCCUGGAACCUGACCCUUUCAAUAGACCAACAAUGGCCGAGGUGGUUAAGAUGCUAGAGCUACUAAGAUGCGGUUGAGCAGCACAGCUGUUGAAGUAGAAGAAAAAGAGGAGAACUCUGUCAAAAUUUGUUAUGAUAGAUCUUCCAGCACAAAGUUAACAGGCAAUAAUUUCAAUUACCAACACUUACAGCUGCUGGAAUGGAAACCACUUUCCUUUUUCUACAUAACAUAAAUUUUUUGCUCACUUGCUCUACAAGUAACACUAAACUGGAAACUAGCCAAAAAUGGUUGCAUGAUGUGUUGUUCACUUGUGACCCACUGCCAGCCCGGUAGCAACAGACAUUUUCAGGGAGGGAGAAACAGGAGAGUCUCCAAAGAACACAUCGAAAAGGGCUGCAGCCACAUUCGUCGAUUCUAUCGUUGCAUCUGCACCAGAAGAUGUGUCGCCAUCCACGCAAACCUGGAAACCAGCAAAUGUCAAUCAAGAUCAUGAAAACUGGGAGAAAUAAAAUAAUGUUCUGCAUAAAUGUGUUGUGACAAAC
Molecule: messenger RNA, 1670 nt
Organism: Linum tenue
Lineage: Eukaryota; Viridiplantae; Streptophyta; Magnoliopsida; Malpighiales; Linaceae
Source: the annotation of a GenBank genome assembly